Messenger RNA from Gadus morhua (Atlantic cod), 2506 nucleotides. Its product is annotated as septin-8-A. The record is from RefSeq and is a predicted model, not a curated record. NCBI's taxonomy places the organism in Eukaryota, Metazoa, Chordata, Actinopteri, Gadiformes, Gadidae. Gene Ontology annotation, molecular function: GTP binding. Bases 130 to 1428 code for a protein of 432 amino acids. The transcript is spliced from 10 exons.
AAAAAAGUUGUCUUUCAUUCUCAAGUUAUGUGGAAAGCAAACAAACAGCAGUACGUGAAGCAGCACUGAUUUAUUCAUGCUUAAUUAACACUUUGAGCCAAAGUUUGACCGUCAACAUCUCAAACCAUCAUGAUAUCGUCGGAUGUCGAGCCGGGCCAAGGGGAGAAGAGCGCCCGCCCCCUCUCGCUGUCUGGUCACGUGGGGUUCGACGGUCUCCCCCAUCAGCUGGUCAACAAGUCAACAUGCCAGGGGUUCUGCUUCAACAUCCUCUGCAUCGGAGAGACGGGCAUCGGUAAAUCCACCCUGAUGAACACGCUCUUCAACACUAACUUCGAGAGUGCCGAGUCGUCCCAUUUCGAGCCCAAGGUGAAGCUCUCGGCCAAGACGUACGACCUCCAAGAAGGCAACGUGAGGCUGAAGCUCACCAUCGUCAACACCGUGGGAUUCGGCGACCAGAUGAACAAGCAGCAAAGCUACCAGCACAUCGUGGACUACAUCGACACGCAGUUCGAGUCUUACCUGCAGGAGGAGCUGAAGAUAAAGCGCUCGCUGCACAACUACCACGAUUCCCGCAUCCACGCCUGCCUGUACUUCAUAGCCCCGUCCGGCCACUCCCUGAAGUCCCUGGACCUAGUCACCAUGAAGAAGCUGGACAGCAAGGUGAACAUCAUCCCUGUCAUCGCCAAGGCGGACACCAUCUCCAAGAGCGAGCUGCACAAGUUCAAGCUGAAGAUCAUGAGUGAGCUGGUCAGCAACGGCGUCCAGAUCUACCAGUUCCCCACUGACGACGAGACCGUGUCCAGCAUCAACUCCGCCAUGAACGGCAUCCUCCCGUUUGCGGUGGUGGGCAGCACAGAGGAGGUGAAGAUAGGGAACAAGAUGGUAAAGGCGCGGCAGUACCCCUGGGGCGUGGUGCAAGUGGAGAACGAGAGCCACUGCGACUUCGUGAAGCUGCGUGAGAUGCUGAUCGGGGUGAACAUGGAGGACCUGCGGGAGCAGACGCACACGCGGCACUACGAGCUCUACCGCCGCUGCAAACUGGAGGAGAUGGGCUUCAGAGACACAGACCCGGAGAGCAAGCCCGUCAGUCUCCAGGAGACGUACGAGUUCAAGCGGCAGGAGUUCCAGGGGGAGCUGCAGAAGAGGGAGGAGGAGAUGAGGCAGUCGUUCGUCCAGAGGGUGAAAGAGAAGGAGAUGGAGCUCAAGGAGAAGGAGAGAGAGCUCCAGGGGCGCUUUGAGCAGCUGAAGCGGCUCCACCAGGAGGAGAAGGGGAGGCUGGAGGAGCGGAGGCGCUCCCUGGAGGACCAGCUCAACGGCUUCAGCACCAAGAGGGCGGCGGCCGAGCUCCUGCUGCAGGGGGGGGGCUACGGGGGGGGCGGGGCCAACCUCAAGAAGGACAAGGACCGCAAGAAUUCCGGAUUCAUGUGAGGAAUGCUGCGACCGAAGCGACAAAAACAAUAAUUCCUGGAUGUUGCGACGAGCAAAAUCACCUUUAAAAAAAAAUCUUUAAUUAUUCUUUGUGUGAUUUAAAGUGUGUUUAGUAUAUCUUGCCAUAGUGUACGGCUUUAUUUAAACUAAUGUUUAACUGGGUUAAACGUUAAACCUGUGUCUGCAAUUCACUCUAUAGCCACAGGGGGGGCAAAGUAUUUUGGUAGAGAGAAGUAUUUUUGGGAUGAUGCUCAUAGUUACAUGUUCAAGGGUUUAAACUGUUUGGGUGUAAAUGUCAGAUGGCAUAUUUUGGUUUUAUGGUUUAUUUUAUUUCAUGAGAUUGGUGUGGUUGAGGUCCGGUUAAAUUAUCUGGGAGGGGUGCUAGCUAGUAUGUAGCCUAGUUGGCUAGGUACUUUGUAGCCCAGUUGGCAAUCUAGUUUUUACCAUACAACUAGUUGGUUGGCUAGUUGUACCCCACUUAGUCAAGUAAGUAAAGUUACUUAACUAGUGUGCACCCUACAGCUAGUUAGUUAGAUAGUUUGCAUCCUAGUCCGUUAGCUAUUUUGUUCCCUACAAAUAGUUAGUUAGCUAGUUUGUACCCUACAACUUUCUGGCUUAUUUUGAUCGAUCGCAGUUAGCUAGCUCCAGACUAAGCUACAUUCGCCCGUUUCCUCGGUCUAGCCAGAAGAUUCCUCCGCAGACAGCCUCUAGUCCGGCUCUUCUCACCAGUUUGCGGGCCAUGGACCAUCUUAGUUCACCUGCUGUGGUUCUCAAAGCGCGUAGCUCUCAUGGCUAGCUAAGCUGCUCAAGAACCACAACGUUUCUAUGGUGCCUUCACUACAUGACCAGUGUUUCUUAUUGACUUGUUAUUAUGUAUUAUACUUACCCCGAGUACACAGUGGGGUGAUAUUCCUCUCGUUAUAUAUAGAUAUUAUAUAUUAUGUAUGGCUUUUUCCUCAAGCUGUGUUUAUGUGUUUAUUGACCACUGUCGGCUCAUUUUUAACCGUGAUAGGUUGAAUUUGGUACAAUUCGAUUUUUUUUACGGAGAACAAUAAAAAAAAAACAUGAUUUUGCAAAA